Molecule: messenger RNA, 5911 nt
Organism: Peromyscus leucopus (white-footed mouse)
Lineage: Eukaryota; Metazoa; Chordata; Mammalia; Rodentia; Cricetidae
Gene: Clip4
Product: CAP-Gly domain containing linker protein family member 4
Exons: 16
Coding region: 1961-4081 (706 amino acids)
Biological process (GO): cytoplasmic microtubule organization
Cellular component (GO): microtubule plus-end; cytoplasm; nucleus
Molecular function (GO): microtubule plus-end binding
Source: RefSeq, a predicted model, not a curated record
CUUGUGAUCCACUUGACAUUUUUACAGUGCAAAACCACCCUAUCCACGGUGUAGUUCUUCAUCUGGUCCGUCUCCUUUUAUGUCCUCCAAUAGCGUUUUAAGGUCGUCUCCAUAAAGUUCUGAAAAGUUGUUAAGUUAAUCCCCAGAUGUUGCAUGGUCAGGGUUCACCACAAACAUGAGAGGUGUCUCUCUGUCUAUUUCCUCCUUGUGUGCUGCUGACAGAGACGACUGGAUUUUAUAAAUUGAUCUUGCCUUUGGCAGCCUUGCUGAACUAAUUGCUUCUAACAAUUUGCUGAUGUCUUCUGGGUGUUACAUGUGGAGAGUCACGUCGCCUGUGCACACAAUGGAGAGGAAGGGAGACUUUAGGAGUUCCGGCUAAGUGUUGUAACCAUUCCAGCUGGUGAAGCUCCCAUCUGCCUGGCUCUGUCAGAAGACUGUCUCCCACAGUCCUCAGCCCUUGGCCUCAUGUACUUGCUUUGGGAAAGUGGAUCUCUCUUCCUCCUCUAUGAAUGAUAGCCUGCCUGACGCACAGCGUGAGGAAGAGCGGUGCCUUGCCUUCUUCCGUUCACUUCCUCUACUUCCUUCCCUGUGGUGUGGGGUCUGGCAGCUGGUGGCAGAGCUUCCCGAUCUCUGAAUUUCUGAGUGAUCCCUGCUCAUCUCCUUAGCCAUCUUUGGGCCCUUAUGCCUACAAGGACAUUCUAGGUAGGUGACGCCAGUCGGUGGCUCGAGAGACUUUCAGAUCAGACUUGGUGUGAACCUUCUGUCCCACAUCAUUGGGUAAGGCGAAGACAAGAUCUUCCAGGUCGAGUUCUGUAGCGUGGACAGUUGGCCACGCCUUUUCUUCUCUCUGUGGUGCUGACCACUGAUAGAUGCCACCCCCUCCUGGCACUUUGGUUUGUUCAGGAACCUUGUGCCAUUAGAUGUAAUGGAAUCUCAGCACGUGUAAUGGAUCGUAUUUUAAGUGCCUAAGCCGUUGCAAUGGCUAAUUCAAGCUUCAAAUUCUGGCCCCUUAUCGUUGUCCCACUUCAUUGGCAAGAACUAGCUGCAAAAUUUGUGCAAUGCGGGUGUGUAGAUGGGAACAUAUACACACCAAUAAGGGCUUGUGUUCCUGAUGGCGGGGCAGGGAGCAGUCUCAAUUUUUGGAAUAAAGGCAACUGAGUGAGGGGAAGGCUCUCCCUGCUGACUUGGAGUCCUGGGAACUUGCCUGUGUACCAUGCAUGUUGGGUGUAGCUGAAAGAGACACUCGUCUGUCUGGUUCUAACAGAGACCUUUAUUGUCGCUUAGAACCACUCAGCUAACCACACCCCAUCGCCUACUAAUAGAGGUCAUCUUGGUGGAUAAUGGCAAAAAAAAGAAAAAAGCAGUAAAAGUAAACCGUGUCGCCUGGAAAUGCCACUAGUCACUCCUGUUACAACAGACCUCCAUGGGUUUCCCUGUCUCAAUGGCAACAGGACUCAUAUAAAGGCACUCAGAGCCAACUACAGGCAAAUUGCUUUCUCUCUUAGCCAGCUGAGCAGGUGGGUGGGUUAGGCAAGAAUUGGGUGUGAUACAAACAGGGAAAAGGAGCCGGAGUCCUCCGAGGGAGGGGGAAGCAUCUGUGUUACAUUACCAUCCCUGAGAGUGCAUGAAGGCACGGAGUCCACAGGGAAAAGAGAAGCUGGCGGCCGCCCAGGGGCGUGGGAUGGUGGUGGAAUUUAAUACUGCAUAAGCACCCUGAGUUUUAGUUGGCGCUGUGCCCCACCCAGCUCUCCAUUGUGGCGUGAUUGCCUCCAGCGACUAUUUGGAUAUCUUGGGCUGUGUUUAGUUAGACGCUCGAGAGGUAGAAGGAGGUGGCAGGCUCUCUCCUCUCGGUACUCAUCGGGUCACAGUCUCAUUCCCCAGCAUCACCUUGAAAGAGGGCUCAAGACAAGCCAGGAUGUACCCUAAAGAGUCCUUCAGCACGCUGGUGGCUUUCUAGAAGAUGACCAUUGAGGACCUCCCGGAUUUUCCAUUGGAAGGAAGUUCGCUGAUCGGAAGAUACCCGUUUUUAUUCACAGGCUCUGACACACCGGUCAUCUUCUCCAUUUCUGCAGCACCAAUGCCUUCGGACUGUGAGUUUUCUUUCUUUGAUCCCAACGACGCGUCGUGUCAGGAAAUUCUCUUUGAUCCCAAAACGUCAGUCUCAGAAUUAUUUGCUAUUUUAAGACAGUGGGUUCCUCAGGUCCAGCAAAACAUUGACAUUAUUGGAAAUGAGAUUCUCAAAAGAGGCUGCAAUGUGAAUGAUAGAGACGGACUGACGGACAUGACUCUGUUACAUUACACUUGCAAGUCUGGGGCUCAUGGCAUCGGUGAUGUUGAGACAGCUGUAAAAUUUGCAGCUCAACUUAUUGAUCUGGGAGCAGACGCGAGUUUGCGGAGUCGCUGGACAAACAUGAACGCCUUGCAUUACGCUGCAUACUUUGAUGUCCCAGAGCUUAUAAGAGUGAUUUUGAAGACAUCAAAACCAAAAGAUGUGGACGCCACUUGCAGCGACUUUAAUUUCGGGACAGCCCUGCACAUUGCAGCGUACAACUUGUGUGCGGGAGCUGUGAAAACCUUACUGGAGCAUGGAGCCAAUCCUGCAUUUAGGAAUGACAAAGGACAGACCCCUGUGGAUGUUGUCCCGGACCCGGUGGACAUGCCUCUGGAGAUGGCCGAUGCCGCAGCCACCGCUAAGGAAAUCAAGCAGAUGCUCUUGGGUGCGACGCCUCUGGCCUGUCCCAUCCCUAAGGCCGUGGUUCCAAACUGUGAUCAUGUCACCAGCAAGGCCAUGCUGACCUCUCUUGGCCUGAAGUUGGGGGACCGGGUUGUCAUCGCAGGGCAGAAGGUUGGGACAUUAAGGUUUUGUGGAACAACAGAGUUUGCAAGUGGGCAGUGGGCUGGCAUUGAGCUGGAUGAACCGGAAGGAAAAAACAACGGAGGUGUUGGGAGAGUCCAGUACUUCAAGUGUGCUCCCAAAUACGGUAUUUUUGCGCCCCUUUCAAAGAUAACUAAAGUAAAAGAAGGAAGGAAAAACGCCACGCACACUCCUUCCACGAGAGCGGCGCCUCACAUCCGGUCCCAGAAGGUUGAUGUAGCUCACGUCACAUCCAAAGUGAAUUCUGGGUUGAUGUCAUCAAAAAAAGAGCCUGCUUCUGAAUCCACACCCUCACUGCCUCCCAGUGAAGAAGUCAAGACUGUAGCAGACAAUGAUGUUCCCCAGCCUGGGUCCAUCAGCAGCUCCUCCUCCACAUCCUCGCUGGACCACAAGCAGAGCCACCCCAAGAAGCUGGCCACAAGCAGCGGCGGCGGCAGCAGGAAGACCCUCAGCAAAAGCCCCUCUCUCCCGUCCAGAGCCAGUGCUGGUUCGAGUUCUUCAGCACCAUCUGCAGCGAAUAACGCCCGGCGAGAAGGAGAACUCCGUCUUGGAGAAAGGGUGCUGGUGGUCGGCCAGAGAGUGGGGACCAUUAAGUUCUUUGGGACAACAAACUUCGCUCCAGGGUAUUGGUACGGCAUAGAGCUGGAGAAGCCCCAUGGGAAGAAUGACGGUUCUGUUGGAGGUGUGCAGUAUUUCAGCUGUUCUCCGAGAUACGGAAUAUUUGCGCCCCCCUCCAGGGUGCAGAGAUUAUCAGAUUCCCUGGAUACACUUUCAGAAAUAUCUUCAAAUAAACAGAAUCACUCUUAUCCUGGUUUUAGGAGAAGUUUCAGCACAACCUCUGCUUCUUCCCAAAAAGAGAUUAACAGGAGAAAUGCUUUUGCCAAGUCCAAGACCACGCUGCGCCGCAGCUGGAGCAGUACGGCCACGGCGGGUGGCCUUGAGGGGACCGCGAAGCUGCACGAGGGAUCUCAGGUCCUGCUCACGAGCUCGAACGAAAUGGCCACCAUUAGGUACGUGGGCCCCACGGACUUUGCCUCAGGCAUCUGGCUUGGACUGGAGCUCCGAAGCGCCAAGGGGAAAAAUGACGGCGCCGUGGGUGACAAGCGCUAUUUUACCUGCAAGCCAAACUACGGAGUGCUGGUUAGGCCAAGCAGAGUGACCUACCGAGGGAUUAAUGGGUCAAAGCUCGUGGAUGAGAGCUGCUAAGUGUCUUGAGGCAUUAAGUGAGCUCCUCUGAAUAUGUAUAUGUGCUAGGUGUAAAAUAGGGUCUAUGACAAAGGGUUUACUUUAUUUAGAUACUAUAUAAAAGCAGAAAAUACAAUAAUCUUCACUUAAAAAAAAAAAAAAAAACUCCAAAGGAACACACAUCUGAACUUUGAGGGUCAUGGUUCUUUUGCAAAUUUCAAAAUAAGCACUUUGAAAAACUAGGUCCCAAGAAAAUUCUGGGACUCAAAAAAAAAAAGAAUGUGCUUUUAAGCGAUGUGUGAGGGCGACUUUGCCACUCGGCUUCAUUUUUGCACAUGGUGUCACCGUCUUCACAGAGGUGAAAGUUCUCACCAGCUUCGUGAUGCUCACGAGGAGAUCUGUGUCCUGUCCAAGCGUCCUGGAAUGUUCCUUUCUGUCUGGGGUUUGUUACUCAAAAGUACCAAGAGAGCAGCUGCUACACAUACCUGGUGUAUCUUUUAUGUUCGGUAAACGCACUAGCCCUUUUCCGGAAAAGGCUCCUGUGAGCACUUAGAACGUGGGAGGAGGGUGGGGCUUUGCCAGUGUCUGGCUCCACCUUGCACCCAGUGACAACCACGGAGAUGGAAUUCCUUUGACCAGAACCACCGACUAGUUGGUUAACAGAGCUGAGAGUGAUCGGGGGUCUCCUGACUCAGCACACGCCUCUGCAAACAGUGCUCUCAGGUUUCCCCUCUGCAGCUGGACGGUCCCAUCUCUGCACGCACCACAAGAGGCUCGCGGUUAAGUUUAUGACCUCAAGGCAGAAUUUUUUUGCACACUUGUUUAACAUUGUAUGUUCCUGACACACGCACAGCACUUUUGAAACAUGAUGCACUUUUCUUCUCUUUAUUUAUAUAUAUAUUUUUUGAGACUUUGCCAUCAUCUCCUCCUGGGAUAUGAAAAACAUCAAAGAAGUAUUUCACAGAAGAAAGUAAAUUAAAACGCGUUAGGCGGGGUGUGUUGUCCGUUUGGAUGUUCAUGGUGUCUGGGCUUGGGGUGGGGUGGGGUUAGCCGUGGCUGCUGCGCUGUGCCUGUUAACAUGGCCACAGAGCUGCUCCAAUGCGCUCAUUGUCUUGGGCACAUGUUAAACUAAGCCUCCUGAUAGCGAUGCGAUACCCUCACAUUCGUCUUGUGGAUAUGGAUUGACGUUUCUGUCCUGUUUCGUAUAAACGUUCAUCCUCUAUUGUAAAUACUUAGACUUGAAACGACCACACAAAUAUUGGAACAGUUUGCUUUAUAAAAUUAAAAGUAUCCUUCAGGGUGGAACUUGCUUUGUGCUUCGAAAUAUACUCUGCUGAACUAUUUUGCAAUAUGCUAUCUUAAAAAUCUAACUCCGGUCACUUGGUUGCCUUUUUUUUUUUUUUUUUUAAAGUGUGGUAUUUCAAAUAGAGUUAUUUUCCUGAAAUAUAUUUGCACACUCAAGCUGCUUUAUAAUCAAGGAAUAUUUUUAUUGAUUGAAGAAAAUGACUGCUGCAACUCAAAAGUGAACUUAUUUUAUUAUAGAGAUGAUUUCUUAAAAUCUAUUUAUACCGUAAUAAAAAAAAUAUCCACAACAAGAGCGAGCCUGGGAAUCUGUAGUUCUUCCUGUUCUAUACUAAACACUGUUAGAGAAGCAGUGUCAACACUGAACUUAUUUUUGAGGUCAAAAGCCAGUUGUUCUGUUCGUAUUUAGAUGGGGAUUAUUAAAUCCACAUAGUGUAUAUGCUUAUGUAUGCUACAUGCGCAAGUUAGGUGUUUUUGUGUGUGUGUUUUGCUUAUUAAAUAUCAUUCGGAUUCACUUCUUGAACACUAAUAAAAAGGGAAGAUGCUGGA